UUUUUUGGUUAGAGCAUGAGAUUUUUCUUUUUCUUUUUUUAUUCCGGGUGCUUCGUAUAUAGUGAUGGGGAGAGAGUGCGAAAAUAAAUCCAGGGAUGGAAGUGUAAAUAUAGAAUUCGGCAGGGAAAUCCGAGGGAGAGGUUUCCCAAAACAAAAAGUCAUUCCAGUCGAUUGGUUUCGAAUGCCAGCCUCCUUUUUCCUGUUUCCAUCUUUAAUUAUCGUCCUCGUGUUUUGGCAGCGGGAACUCCCCCACGCAGGAUUCCACCGCAUUCGACCCAACCGAUCAGGGUUCGUCAUGACUGGACAAGCAGCGAGCCGGGUCAGCGAAUCGAGAAUUUACCGCGGGAAAUACAGUCCAAAUCGAUAUCGAACGGCAUCCACGAUCAUGCAACCGGAUAAGCGGACAGCGAGAGGUCGAAGGCAUUUAAUCACUCAGACCCGAAUAGAUUAGUUUAGGGGGGGCACAUCUGGCCACUUGCCGCGUUGCCGACUCUCACCGGGCGCUGAGUGCUUAUAUAAGGCACACCUCGCGACAGCACGGCGCUCUCGUUCCUUCUUGGACUUCACUUCUUCCACUCCAGAACUCCGUUGCGAAUUUUUGCUCGAGAUCCAGUCUGUCGACUUCUUCAUCAUGGCUACCACAGGUACGUUGGCGAUGCUGUCGGAUUUUCCUUCUGCUUGGCGGGUUGCAGCGGGUGGCGGGUUUUUCCUGCGGCCUCAACAGUCUUUCUUUCCCCAUCCCCAGCGUUUUUUUGUUCUCCAGUCCCUUUCAUCCUGGCUUUUUUCCACUCCUGGUGUUUCGUGACCACAUUGAACGGUGUCUCUUGUCGCAACCGUGAACGGAUCCCAUCGAGUGCUUUCCCAUUUUUAUUUUUCUUUUCCCUUCUCCUUUUGGCUUCUGUCC
This is a messenger RNA of Aspergillus steynii IBT 23096, 904 nucleotides long. RefSeq lists its product as uncharacterized. The coding region runs from base 182 to 451 and encodes 89 amino acids. The transcript has a single exon. The record is from RefSeq and is a predicted model, not a curated record. Lineage: Eukaryota; Fungi; Ascomycota; Eurotiomycetes; Eurotiales; Aspergillaceae.